This is a messenger RNA of Athalia rosae (coleseed sawfly), 2045 nucleotides long. RefSeq names its product probable ATP-dependent RNA helicase pitchoune (gene pit). The record is from RefSeq and is a predicted model, not a curated record. Gene Ontology annotation, molecular function: ATP binding; nucleic acid binding; RNA helicase activity. Gene Ontology annotation, cellular component: nucleolus. NCBI's taxonomy places the organism in Eukaryota, Metazoa, Arthropoda, Insecta, Hymenoptera, Athaliidae. Bases 143 to 1981 code for a protein of 612 amino acids. Gene Ontology annotation, biological process: maturation of LSU-rRNA from tricistronic rRNA transcript (SSU-rRNA, 5.8S rRNA, LSU-rRNA). The transcript has 11 exons.
GCUUUCUUGCUUCACACGCGGCAUGGAACAGUGUGGUUUAACAGUGAUCAACUUUAAAGAGAUUUGAAAGUUAUUUCUUCUAGAGGUUGUGAAGCUCACUUUGCAUUAAUAGAAAACGGAUCUUCAGUUUUCUUCUGCUGAAAUGGCGCCCAAGGGUAGCGUGCGAAGAUCAGCUCCCAGUAAACCUGCUGUCCCUAAACAAUCUGACCAAGGUGAUAUGGAAGAAAACUUAGAUGAUACUGUAGAAUUGAUUGAAAAUGGGCAUGGAGUAAAACGUCAACUUCCGGCAGAUGUCACAGCUAAGAAAAAAAAGAAAAAAUCCAAGAAGGCCAAACUUGAGGAAGAUCUUGAACAUGAACAUGAAAAUGAAGAAGACAGUGGGCCUCAGGAAUUAGAAGAAAAAUCCACACUGUGUGAUGUAACUAAAAUAUUGCCAGGAUCUGCUAUGGGCUUGGAGAUAAUGAACAACACGGCCUUUUCAUCUCUCCAAGACAAGGUAUGCGAAAACACCUUGAAAGCAAUUGCAGAUAUGGGUUUCACUAACAUGACUGAAAUCCAAGCACGUUCAAUACCUGCCCUACUUGAAGGACGUGACCUUGUUGGGGCUGCCAAAACAGGGUCAGGAAAAACUUUAGCAUUUCUCGUCCCAGCUGUCGAACUCAUCUACAAAUUGAAGUUCAUGCCACGCAAUGGUACCGGCUGUGUCGUGAUAUCCCCCACACGAGAGUUGUCCAUGCAAACAUUUGGUGUUCUUAAAGAGCUUAUGAAAUAUCAUCAUCAUACAUAUGGCCUGUUAAUGGGUGGUGCAAAUAGAAAAACUGAGGCCGAUAAACUUUCCAAGGGUAUUAAUAUUGUCGUGGCAACGCCUGGUCGACUAUUGGAUCAUUUGCAAAAUACCCCCGACUUCCUAUAUAAAAAUCUACAAUGUUUAAUAAUUGACGAAGCCGAUCGUAUAUUGGAUAUUGGUUUUGAAGAAGAAUUGAAGCAGAUAAUCAACAUUUUACCCAAGCGACGACAAACGAUGCUGUUCAGUGCAACACAGUCAAAGAAAACCGAAGCAUUAACGACGCUCGCUUUGAAGAAAGAGCCGAUAUAUGUGGGUGUAGAUGAUGAAAAAGAAAAGGCAACUGUAGAAGGUUUAGAACAAGGCUACGUAGUAUGCCCAAGUGAGAAACGUUUUCUACUUUUAUUCACAUUCCUGAAAAAAAAUCGCAAGAAGAAGGUCAUGGUGUUCUUCAGUUCCUGUAUGUCCGUAAAAUAUCACCACGAACUUUUGAAUUACAUUGAUCUGCCAGUAAUGAGCAUUCACGGGAAACAAAAGCAAACUAAACGGACGACAACGUUUUUCCAAUUCUGCAAUGCCACAUCUGGUAUUCUUCUCUGCACCGACGUAGCUGCUCGAGGUCUUGACAUCCCCGAUGUUGAUUGGAUUGUGCAGUUCGAUCCACCAGAUGAUCCCAAGGAAUACAUUCAUAGAGUUGGCCGAACAGCUCGCGGAGAAGGCAGCAGCGGACACGCUCUGAUGGUUCUUCGUCCAGAAGAAUUGGGAUUCCUUCGUUACCUGAAACAAGCCCGUAUCCCAGUGAAUGAGUUCGAUUUCUCAUGGAACAAGAUCGCUGACAUACAGUUACAACUAGAAAAAUUGGUGUCAAAGAACUACUUUUUGAACACUUCCGCGAAGGAGGCAUUCAAAGCUUACGUACGGGCGUACGAUUCGCAUCACCUCAAGCAAAUCUUUGAUGUCGAGACCCUGGAUCUAGCAAAAGUUGCGAAAUCCUUUGGGUUUGUGGUACCGCCAGCUGUCGACCUGAAAGUUGGAAUCAGCAAGGAUUCAAGACCGAGAAAACGUCAAGGCGGUGGUGGUUACGGACACUUUAAAAAUCUGAACGCUAACCCGAGUGGUCGGCGACAAGUUGAUCGUUCAAAAACGUUCAGGCAAUCUGGAAAUAGGGGAAAGGAUCGCCGUCAAUUCGCGAGAUAGGGAAAUAAAUUAUGCACGAUUUUGAAAUUAACAAAAAUAAAUACCAAUCGAUAUAUUUACACUA